This is a messenger RNA of Nicotiana tabacum (common tobacco), 489 nucleotides long. Lineage: Eukaryota; Viridiplantae; Streptophyta; Magnoliopsida; Solanales; Solanaceae. The record is from RefSeq and is a predicted model, not a curated record.
AUGGGAGCUCCUGUUUCUGAUCCAAGUGUAUAUAGAAGACUAAUUGGGAAAUUAAAUUUCCUACAACACACAAGACCUGACAUCUUUUUUUCUGUCCAACAUCUAAGCCAAUUCCUUCAGAAGCCCCAGGUACCUCGUAUGAUGGCUGCUCUUCAUGUUCUAAGAUAUCUUUUGCAUGAUCCCACUCAAGGUAUUUUGCUCUCUAGUUCUGCUGAUUUGUCUCUUGUGGGAUUUUCUGAUUCUGAUUGGGGAUCCUGUGCAAUCUCUCACAAGUCUGUGAGUGAGUUUUAUAUCACUCUUGGUGGCAGUCUUGUGUCUUGGAAGAGCAAGAAACAACCUACCAUCUCUUUAUCUUCAGCUGAGGCUGAGUAUAGGGCCUUAAGAAAGUUGGUUGCAGAAGUUGCUUGGUUGGUCCGACUCUUAGGUGAUUUUGGUUUGGCCAUAUCACAUCAUGUUCCUGUCUAUUGCGGCAGUCAAGCUGUAUUUUAG